AUGUCAGAGAGUGACGCGACUCCCGGCGGAGAAACUCCAGGCGCCAUAUUUUGUUUAUUUUGCGACAAACUCGACAACUUGAUCGCAGAUCCGGAGCCAUUCACCUACCUCGCUGUAAAGCAGGUGGCGCACGAACGACAGGACGCUGUCCGCGACAAGUUCCUCCGUCUGUACCAGGAAGCGCUCACUAAACAACGCUUCUCGUGGCAUCACACCUGUGUGAUCACUUACAUCUGCCACAAAUAUAUCCAUGCACAAGCAGCAGCGGCAUCGGGUGCACUCCAACAAGAGAUGAAAGACAUCCAAACUACAAGUGAUGAUCCUGAGCGACUGAAAGAUUGUUUCUUCUGUGAAUCAACACUGAGGCCGGAUCAACUGAAGUUUGACUCGCCGCAAGAUUUCCUGGACAAAGGUAUACGCUACCACAAAGGUUGCUACUUGGACUAUGUGAGACUGCCGAAAUGCUGCGUGACUAAGCCACCAGAAGUACCAGAUUCUAUUAUGUUCAAGGCUUUGGCGCAGCUGCUUGAAGAGAUAGACAGCAAGCUGCCGAAGUGUUGCAUGGCGCUGUCGUACUUGGCGAGGCGUCUGCAGGCUCUGACGGGGAUGAGGACUGCGGACGUGGACACGGAAUGUGUGACGGGGCUGCUGACCGCUCGGUACGGAGAGAGGAUCAUGUUCUCCUACCCGGCAGGACUGAACUCAUGCGUGGUGUUCCUGAGCAGGGUGCCGCUCAGCCAGGCCAUGCGACGUCUGCGUUAA
Molecule: messenger RNA, 762 nt
Organism: Spodoptera littoralis (African cotton leafworm)
Lineage: Eukaryota; Metazoa; Arthropoda; Insecta; Lepidoptera; Noctuidae
Source: the annotation of a GenBank genome assembly